AUGGAGAUGUUCUACUACCUCGUGUUCGGCGCGCUCGCCGCCAUCGUGGCGGCGCUGGAGCUCGGCAAGUCCGGCAAGGACCGAGUCGCCACCUCCCCGGCCUUCAACUCCUUCAAGAACAACUACAUCCUCGUCUACUCCCUCAUGAUGUCUGGGGACUGGCUGCAGGGGCCCUACGUGUACUACCUCUACAGCCAGUACGGCUUCGACAAGGGCGACAUCGGCCGCCUCUUCAUCGCCGGCUUCGGUUCCUCCAUGCUCUUCGGCACCAUCGUCGGAUCCCUCGCGGAUAAGCAGGGGCGGAAGAGGGCGUGCGUCACCUACUGCAUCACCUACAUCCUCAGCUGCUUCACCAAGCACUCCCCCCAGUACAAAAUUCUUAUGAUUGGCCGCGUCCUUGGAGGCAUUGCCACUUCGCUGCUCUUCUCGGCGUUUGAGUCGUGGCUCGUCGCAGAGCACAACAAGAAAGGAUUUGAUCCACAAUGGUUGUCGAUAACAUUCUCCAAGGCUAUAUUUCUUGGCAAUGGUCUAGUGGCCAUUGUUGCUGGGCUAUUUGCAAAUUUUCUUGCUGAUAACAUGGGUUUUGGUCCUGUGGCUCCAUUUGAUGCUGCUGCUUGCUUCCUAGCAAUAGGAAUGGCAAUUAUCUUAUCAUCAUGGGGUGAGAACUACGGAGAUUCAUCUGACAGCAAGGACUUGAUAACCCAGUUCAAGGGUGCAGCUAAAGCCAUUGCUUCAGACGAGAAGAUUGCAUUGCUUGGAGCCAUACAGUCAUUGUUUGAGGGAUCAAUGUAUACUUUCGUUUUCCUGUGGACUCCUGCUCUGAGCCCAAAGGAUGAGGAAAUUCCUCACGGCUUCAUAUUUGCUACUUUCAUGCUUUCCUCGAUGCUGGGUAGUUCAAUUGCUUCUCGUUUGUUAGCUCGGAAGCUGAAGGUUGAAGGUUAUAUGCAAAUCGUGUUUUCUGUAUCGGCCUUUACUCUUUUCCUCCCCGUUGUCACUAAUUUCCUAGUACCUCCCUCUGGGAAGAACGGCGGUAGCAUUUUGUUAGGAGGCUGCUUACAGCUUCUUGGUUUCUGUACCUUUGAGUCAUGUGUUGGUAUAUUUUGGCCAUCAAUCAUGAAGAUGAGAUCUCAAUAUAUUCCUGAGGAGGCAAGAAGCACAAUCAUGAAUUUCUUCCGUAUACCACUCAACCUGUUUGUUUGCGUGGUGCUAUACAAUGUGAAUGCAUUCCCAAUAACUGUCAUGUUCGGCAUGUGCUCCAUUUUCCUUUUCAUGGCAGCAAUCUUGCAGAGGCGCUUAAUGGUUGUCUCUGAUCUUCACAGAUCGACAAAAGCAGCAGAGAUGACUGCGGAAGAUGAGCCUCUGAACCCUUAG
This is a messenger RNA of Miscanthus lutarioriparius, 1371 nucleotides long. The record is from the annotation of a GenBank genome assembly. Lineage: Eukaryota; Viridiplantae; Streptophyta; Magnoliopsida; Poales; Poaceae.